Messenger RNA from Lodderomyces margitis, 759 nucleotides. RefSeq names its product proteasome core particle subunit alpha 3 (gene PRE9). Bases 1 to 759 code for a protein of 252 amino acids. The record is from RefSeq and is a predicted model, not a curated record. The transcript has a single exon. NCBI's taxonomy places the organism in Eukaryota, Fungi, Ascomycota, Pichiomycetes, Serinales, Debaryomycetaceae. Gene Ontology annotation, cellular component: cytosol; proteasome core complex; proteasome core complex, alpha-subunit complex. Gene Ontology annotation, biological process: ubiquitin-dependent protein catabolic process.
AUGUCGAGGAGAUACGAUUCAAGAACAACUAUAUUCUCCCCUGAGGGAAGAUUAUACCAAGUUGAGUAUGCACAAGAAGCCAUCUCAAUGGCAGGAACUGCAUUAGGAAUAGUAUCCAGCGAAGGAGUCGUAUUAGCAUGCGAAAAGAAAGUAACGUCGAAGUUGUUGGAUGACGAUGGAAGUGCAGAAAAGUUGUAUAUCAUAAACGACCAAUUGAUUUGUGCAGUUGCUGGUAUGACUUCUGAUGCCUCGAUUUUGGUCAACAAUGCCAGAGUCCAAUCGCAGCAGUACUUGAAAACUUACAGUGAAGAGAUCCCUUGUGAAAUUUUAAUCAAGAGGGUGGCAAAUAUUAAGCAAGGUUACACACAGCAUGGUGGGUUGAGACCUUUCGGUGUCAGUUUCCUAUACGCCGGUUGGGAUGACAGAUAUCAAUACCAAUUGUACACCUCCAAUCCUUCAGGAAACUUUAGUGGCUGGAAAGCCACUAGUAUCGGAGCUAAUAACGCUGCUGCGCAAACCUUAUUAAAGAAGGACUAUAAAGAUGAUUUAACUUUAAAGGAGGCAUGUGAGUUGGCCAUCAAAGUGUUGUCAAAGACAAUGGAUGCUUCGAACCUCAAUAGUGAAAAGCUAGAAUUUGCUACUUUAAGUUUGGGCAAGGAAGGUAAGGUCUUGCGUAAAAUCUGGAGUGAUAAAGACAUCGACGCUUUGAUCGAAGCAAGUGGGGUUUUGAACGACAAACCUAACGAUGAUGAUGAUUGA